GCCAGGGUUUCAUCCUGCGGUGGCUCACUCUCUUUCUUUGGCAUUAUAGCUGCAAAAGUUUAAUCAGGAUGACCAACUUGCACUACACGCACCCCCGUAACUACGGCAAGGACUCGCGCCACUGCCGCACGUGCGCCACGACCCGUGGUCUCAUCAGCAAGUACGGCCUGAACAUGUGCCGCCGCUGCUUCCGUGAACGCGCCACGCAGAUUGGCUUCAUCAAGUACCGGUAAAUUAGCACCAUGGCCUCGCGCGCCCGGAUUUGUUGGAGAGACAAGGCCGCCGCGCGAUGCGCAGCUUCCGACUUCGGUGCUGUGGAAAGAAAGGGACAUCCAUACCAAAGUGGCGUCGUGACCGCUGUUGUCUGGAUUUAACACGUUCGUGGUAACAUGGUCAUUGCGCUAUA
This is a messenger RNA of Saprolegnia parasitica CBS 223.65, 406 nucleotides long. Its product is annotated as 40S ribosomal protein S29. The transcript has 2 exons. Gene Ontology annotation, biological process: translation. The coding region runs from base 69 to 233 and encodes 54 amino acids. The record is from RefSeq and is a predicted model, not a curated record. Lineage: Eukaryota; Oomycota; Saprolegniomycetes; Saprolegniales; Saprolegniaceae. Gene Ontology annotation, molecular function: structural constituent of ribosome; zinc ion binding. Gene Ontology annotation, cellular component: ribosome; cytosolic small ribosomal subunit.